AUGACUUCCACUCUCCCUCUUGAGAAGGAACAGAAGGGCCUUGUCGAAGUCGUCAACACAACGAAAGAUGAGUCGGUCCAUGAUCUCGCCUACGACAACGAGGACGAAGAGCCCGUAUUGCACGCACGCACCUACUUUGCGCUGCUUGCGCUCUUCCUGCUGAACUUUGUCCAGCUUGUGGCGUUAACUGGCCCCCCUUCCAUUCUGGAGUAUAUCGGCAAAGCGACAGACGGGACCGCGGACCAGGUCUGGGUCCCGAACGUGCUCUCGCUUAUGCAGGCUGUUGGUGGCCCGGUCAUUUCCUUCGCGAGUGACACGUUCCAGGCCCGUAAGAUGAUCCUCGUCGGCUCGUGUGCCAUCGCUUUCGUCGGUGCGGCUAUUGCCCCCGGUUCCAAGGAUAUCUAUCGAGUUGUGGCAGCUCAGGUGCUCAUUGGCUUCGGAUUCGCGGCCGUGCCGCUCGCCUACGCCAUUCCAUCCGAGAUCCUUCCUCGCCGCUGGCGUCCUGCCGCGCUGGCUAUCAUGAAUGUCGCGGCCGCGCUCGGAGCAGUAGCUGGGCCUCUUAUCGCCGGUGCUUUUACACGCAUGUCGAUUGAGAGCGGCUGGCGAAACUUUUAUUGGGUGCAAAUGGGGAUCUGGGGAGCGACAGCCCUUGGCCUGGUCCUGGGAUACCGCCCGCCCAAGCGCCACACCAAGUACGACCAUCUCUCGCUCUUUGCAAAGAUUGGAAAGCUAGACCUUCCCGGAAUGCUUCUUUUGACUUCGGGCUUGACACUCCUCCUGGCCGGACUAACCCUUGGCGGCAACCCGUGGGCGUGGACGAAUGCCCGCGUGCUCUCAACACUCGUUAUCGGUAUCGUCGUACUGAUCGUCUUUGGCAUCUACGAGUGGCGUGGCACCAAAACUGGCAUCCUGCACCACGAUCUGUUCAUCACUCGCACGUUCCCGAUCUGCAUCGCCCUUAUCUUUAUGGAAGGCAUCCUGUUGUUUUCUUUCGUCAUCUUCUACCCGGUCCUUACGAGCAGUUUGUUCGAGACGGACCCGGUCUUGACAGCACUGCGGACGACGGCUUUCUGGAUGGCUAGCGGUUUGGGAACAGUUGUCUACGGCUUGUGGAGCACGAAGCGUCGCACGAUCCGCUCGCCUCUCCUCACAGGAUUCGCUAUAAUGACUGCUGGCAUUGUCGGCAUGACGACGAUCCAGCCAAACCACUCUACGCGUGCGGUUGUGUUCAAUGCCCUCGCGGGUCUCGGCUUUGGCUCCCCACUGGUACUCAUCAUUGCCGGCGUACAGUUGUCCAUCCCGCACCACCUCAUCGCGACAGCCACUGCGGUCGUGACUUCGAGUCGCGCGGUAGCGGCGUCGUCAUUCACUGCAAUUUACGCUGCCGCCUUUGGAAGUGGGAUGACGACCAAGUUGCCAACGUACGUCAGCGCGGCGGCCUUGGCGGCGGGCCUGCCACGUGAGUACCUCGGUCCGUUCAUUGGGGGCCUUACCGGUGACAUGGGUUCACUUUCCGACGUUCCGGGAGUCACCCCCGACGUCAUCAACGCCGGAGUGGCUGCUAUACGUCAGGCCACGGCGGAUAGCAUGCGCGUCGUCUACAUCAUCGCGGCGUCGUUCGGAGUACUCGCCUGCAUCACUACUUUGUUUGUCGGCGACGUAUCAAGCGUCAUGAACUAUCGCGUCGACGCCCCAGUUGAGGAACUGCACGCAAAGCACCGCCAUGAUGCUGCGUAG
Messenger RNA from Cutaneotrichosporon cavernicola, 1737 nucleotides. RefSeq lists its product as uncharacterized. The transcript is spliced from 9 exons. Lineage: Eukaryota; Fungi; Basidiomycota; Tremellomycetes; Trichosporonales; Trichosporonaceae. Gene Ontology annotation, cellular component: plasma membrane. The record is from RefSeq and is a predicted model, not a curated record. Bases 1 to 1737 code for a protein of 578 amino acids. Gene Ontology annotation, biological process: transmembrane transport. Gene Ontology annotation, molecular function: transmembrane transporter activity.